UAUGGGGAGGAGGAGGUGUGUUCGGACCGCUUGGACACCGACUUCUCGGACAUCGACCUAUCCCAGCUGGACACCAGCGACUUCGACAGCGUCAACUGCUUCAGCGAGCUCCAGUGGUGCGCCGAUCAUCCCGCGGACGCCUCGCCGGCCUCCAACCACUACAACACAACAGACGAGCUCUUCGAGAUAGAAAAGGAGAAUGCGACGCUGCUGGCCGUGCUGACAGACAGUUUGGACGGCAUCGUGGACGCCGAGGUGGGCAAACUCUCCGUGUUCCCCACCCUGGGGGAGGAGCCCAGUCAAGAAGAGGAAGACGAGGAGAGUCUCCCCCUAAAGGCUGAAGACUUCAGUCAGUCCCUGGGGGCUGAAACAGAGGACCUUUCUUUAAGCGACCUCCCUCAGAAGCGGAAGCCCCGAGCGGUGCGCCCCGCAGGGCGUCUGUGCACCGAGCUGCACCGCCACCUCACCACCGCGCAGGACGCGGAUGCCAACCCCGGUCCCGAGGCAGGCGAGGACGAAGAGGAAGACGAGGACGAGGACAAAAAGCUGGCCUGUCUCUGUCUGCCUCUCAACCCAAAGUCCACAGGAGAGUCGCAGUACAGCAGCGGGCCUUACGAGCAGACGCUCAGCAUGGAUCUGUGUGGAACAGCAGGUCUGACUCCUCCCACUACUCCGCCUCACAAACCUGUGGAUGACGAGCUCUUCAAGCCGACGGAGGGAGGAAAGGUUGGCAGCGAGGGUGGAGGCGGCGGUGAGUCGAAUGCCAACAGUAACGUCGCCACGAAGGCAUCGGCCUGCCUAAGCCGCGCCCACCACCAGCGGAAGCUGCCCGAGCAGACGGAGCUCUAYGCUCAGCUACGGCGGAUGGGCCAGGCGGGCCACGCCCAGCGCAGCUUCGGYGACCACGACUACUGCGUGCUGAGCCUCGGGGAGAGUCUCGAGCAGAACGCCGCCACCGUCCUCGGGACCUUGCUGCGGCUGCAGGAAGGAAGCGAGGACGACGUCGGCCAUGCGGCCACGGCGGCUGGCGGUCCGGCGCCGGGGGAGAGGCUGGUGAUGACGGAGGCUGUGGAGACGCAGGAGCAGCAGAUGGUGGUCUCAGCGUCGCCUCCUUCAGACUGCCUGUCAGACGCUGCCACGCCUAUCGCCUCUGAGGAGGAGGCGGAGUGCUCCUCGGCGUCCCGCUCGCCUUCGCCCGUCCUCCACAUGUGUCCCGACUCCCCCUCCAGCAAGACAGACUCCAGAUGAGGCGGGCCCCGGCCCUGUCAAGAGUAAGUACGAUGCGCUGGACUUUGACACUCUGCUGAAGGAGGCGCAGAAUUCCCUGCACCGUUAACAGGACGGCCCUGCUGUCCGGCCAGCCUUAGAAAAAAAACUGCAGCAGAGCCCUUCCAACAACGCGGCUCUGCGCUCAAUAUCUCCAUGCAAGGCAACCUCACAAAAUGUUUACAUUUUUACUAUUGGAGUAAAGUAACAAGGACCGUGUUGUUGUUUUUUUAUGUUAAUUUCACCGGAGGAUACUGCUUAAAACAAGGAAGUCACUGCAAAGUCUGGAAAGAUUUAAAGUCAAGAGUGGGGAAAAAAAUAAAAAAACUUUGAACAAACAACGAUCCAGUCCUCUGAGCAACAGAACAAAGCUGCUUCCUGUCUGUAACGGUGACAUCAUCGCCCUGCCUUUGAAGAGUGGGCGAUGAGACCUGUAGCAAAUCCUUGCUAUCCCUGCGUUGCGUUGGUCGUUGUGGUGUGUGCUCUUGCGUGUGCGUACUCCCCGUUCUGUUUGUUUUGUACACACAAUUUAAAAAAAMAGAAGACGACGCCCCCUUCCUCUAUUCGAUCUCAAGUGGUGAACCUGCGAGCCGUGUCUGCUUGUCCGGUCGUGUAAACAGGACUUWAAAAAAAUCUGCUUUGUUUUAGCAAAACUUGUGGAUGUUAUCGAUUUCAAAGCCUACUGUGUGUGUGUUAUGGACAAAGAAUAUAAGAAAAAAAGCAUUAAUGUAAUCAAUGGAUGACUGCUAAAUGUUUACAARUGUAAAAUGAAGAUAAAAAAAAUCACGUUUUCUUUUUGUAA
Molecule: messenger RNA, 2068 nt
Organism: Austrofundulus limnaeus
Lineage: Eukaryota; Metazoa; Chordata; Actinopteri; Cyprinodontiformes; Rivulidae
Gene: ppargc1b
Product: peroxisome proliferator-activated receptor gamma, coactivator 1 beta
Biological process (GO): positive regulation of transcription by RNA polymerase II
Cellular component (GO): nucleus
Molecular function (GO): transcription factor binding; nucleic acid binding
Source: RefSeq, a predicted model, not a curated record